GGGCACCUGUGUAUUAGGUUGUUGUGCUGGCUAUUUUUCCUUUUGUUUUUCCCUUUAUAAUAUAAAUGACACAAUUCUGUCUUCCUGCAGUCGCCACUAGGGGCACCAUAGGAUCUCGCUGAUGUAUUAUUGAAUCCUAUGAGAGCUGUAUAAAGAGAGUGCACUGAGCUCCCUCUAUGAUGUGUGGUCAGCUGACUACUCACGUGAUCCGCCCCUGUGUUUACUAAAAGCUCGCUGCCUUAUAUAAUCACGUGUCGCGGAAGUAGGUCACGUGACGUAGGCGGCAGAAAAAAAAAAAAAAAAAAAAAAAGUGUCGCGGUUGCACGUUCCACUGGGCACGGUGCAGUUUCCAGCCGUGAACGGAGAUGGAGGCCAGCCUGACGUGCGCCGUGUGUCUGGGAGUUUUUCGGGAGCCGGUGACGCUUCCUCGCUGUUCCCAUAACUUCUGUAAGAGCUGUGUGCUCGAGUGCGCCACCCCGCACAUGUGGACGGUAGUGCAGCCCAGGAACGGCCAGUAUGGCACCGUGUCCUGCCCGCUAUGCCGCAAAGUCAGCACCCUUGCCGGUGGCCUGGCGGCUCUGCCCGUCAACACCACGCUGGCGGAGAUCGUCCGACUGUUACCGCAGACCGGAAGAGCCAAAGAGGGACCGAGUGCGGGCGCCACCGGCGGGGAUGCGGAGCCUGUGCACAACGGCUCGGGGAAGAAUUCGUGCGCUGAGCACCCGGAGUACAGACUGGAGCUCUUCUGUAAGAACUGUGAGCAGGCGUGCUGCGGCAAGUGUGUGUCCCUCCGCCACCAGGGCAUCUUCCAUAACGUCAACCUGCUGGACAUGAUCUACCAGGAAGAGAAGCUUGUGUUUUUCAAUGGUUUGAAAACCCUGCGGGAAAUACAUGAAAGACUUACUAAGGAGAUGUCUGAUAAUGAGAAGAAUGCUGAAUCCAUUCUAAAAGCCAAUGAAGAUGCAGUUACAUUUGCUCUUGGUGAGGUGCAGAAAGCUUUGGAUGUGAAGAAGCAACAACUUCUGGACUUGGUUAAACAGCAGCAAAGUGCAGCUAUGAAGCGCAAUGAAGUACGGAAAGUAACAAAAGCUCAUCACAAAACUACAGUUGAAAGUCUCCUAAAGGAUUGUGAAAAACUUGUAGAUGACUAUGAACCAAAAAGCUUCCUUCAGGUUGCUUGUGGCCUAAAUAAAAGGAUGAAGUCUAACCUUGAACUUAUGGAGUUCUGUUCUGAUCGCAGUGAAGACAUGUUUAAAAUUGAACCACAGUGUGUAGAUGUGAAGGCUGUACUAGAUGCAGUUUCUGCGCUUGCGAUUACAAGCAGUUUCAAGGAUGUGAGUAAGCAAAAUGGAAGCUUUUCUUUUAAAUCCAGAUCCAGAACUUGGAAUGAUGGAAUGACCACUAAUGAGAAGUAUUGUCCUGUUCAGGAUGAGGAGCUGAUUUAUCUUCAAGGCCAGAUGCAAAGAAUGACCAUACGCUUUGUAUGUAUAUCAAAGAUGCCAGAGUAUCAGCACUUGAGCUAUGAGGAACUUCGUCUGAAAUAUUAUGAGCCAUCUGUUGUACAAGAAAAAGAGGCUGUUUCUACUUCUGAACGACAAAGGCCUUUUUUUUGCAAUAAUAACGGUGUAAACUUCAAGAUUCCUUUAAGUGGUGUAAAGCCCACAAAACUAAAAAGACAAGAUGCAUUUGACUGGGAACGUACAGCUUAUGGUAAAGCUGUAUUCAAAGGAAAAUCCACAAAAACAGACCUUGGGAGAAUGGAGCAAAAGGACAGUUUUUUCACAUGUGCACUCAGAAAAGAUGAUCCAGUCAAGGUUGGGCCUUUUGCCAGCUCGCUCUUAGGAGAACUGCCCUCUAAAGUGGAGACAUCACCUAAAAUUACCAAUGAUAUGGACAACACAGGCUUGUUUCCAAAUUUCUGCCUGGGGAAAUCAGAAAAUGCAACUAUAAAGAAGUCAAGUAGGAACGAGAAAUCUUGUAAAAAGAUGAAGUCCACGUCAUGCUUGCCAAAGUUUUUAAGUGCCGGAUCGGCUGCAAGUGUUGGUAAUGUGGAAGAGACCAUGUCUGUCAGUUCUGCCUCCUCCGAAGAAUUUUAUGAUGCAAACAUUAAUAUAGAUCCAGACUUGGAGCAGCCCUGUGGCCUGCGGAGCACUAUCCAUAACUCUACUGACAGUGAUAAAUCAUCGACUUUACAAGGGAGUCCGCAUUAAUGUUGUUCAUGUAUUGAUGUCCCAUAUUACAGUUCAUUAAAGUGUACCUCCUGUCUUGACAUGGCAUAAAAUAUUUGUCUAGGUGCUGGCACCCUGAUAUAUUACUAGAUUAAAUAAGAUGUGCACAUAGGCUUUUAAGGGCUUAUCCAGGGUUAAAUAAAACAUAGCUGCUUUCUUCCAAAAACGGCACCACACUUGCCCAAUGGAUUGAGCUGCAAUACCAGACACAAACUUAGUACAAGAGUGGUGCUGUUUCUGAGUAGCUUUUUUUUUUUUUAAAGCCCUUGAUAACUCCUUUCUAAACACUGAGCCAACAAAAAUGUAAAUGUUUACUGCACUUCAGUAAGCUUGAAUGGGUCUCCAGUAUUGGACACCCCUGGAUUCUUAACCUCUUAAAGGGUACCUCUCAUCAAAUAAACUUUUGAUAUAUUUUAGAUUAAUGAAUGUUGAAUAACUUUCCAAUAGCAUGUUAAUGAAAAAUAUGCUUCUUUCUAUUGUAUUUUUCCCGAUCAGUCCUGUCAGCAAGCAUUUCUGACUCAUGCUGGAGUCCUAAACACUCAGAGCUGCCAGCCUGUUUUGUUCACAGCCAAACAGGCUGUGAACAAAGCAGGUUGGCAGCUCUGAGUGUUCUCCUUUGUGAACAAAGCAGACUGGCAGCUCGUAGUGUUUAGGACUCCAACAUGAGUCUGAAAUGCUUGCUGCUAGGACUGGUAGGGAGACCCCUAGUGGUCAUUUCUUCAAAGUGGAAAAUUAAGUAGAAAGAAGCAUAUUUUUUUAAUAACAUGCAAUUGUAAAGUUAUUCUGCAUACAUUAAUCUAUAAUAUAUCAAAAGUUUUUUUGAUGAGAGGUACCCUUUAAAGACUCAGGGCGUACCUGUACGCCCUGAGCUCAGUCCCGGUGUGAAAAAUGGGGUCACACAGUGACCCCGCAUCACACCGGGUCGGUCCCGGCUGCUAAUCAUAGCCUGGACCCUGGGCUAACAGCGCUCGGCAUCGAUCGUUGUGCCGCGCGCUGUUAACCCUUCAGACGCGGCGAUCAAAGUUGACCGCCGUAUCUCAAAAAUGAAAGUAAACUCUUCCCGGCAGCUCAGUCGGGCUGAUCGGUACAUCGAUAAAAUCGCGAUGUUCCGAUCAGCUGGGAUGCAGGCGGAGGUCUCCUUAUCUCUCUCCGCUGUGUCCGAUCGUCGAUUGAUUGCUCCAAGCCUGAGCUACAGGUUUGAGCAAUCGAGCCUCUAUCUGACUGAUCCGUGCAAAGCUAUGGCUUUGCAGGGAUCAGCAUAGAUCAGUGUGUGCAGUGUUAUAGGUCCCUAUGGGAGCUAUAGCACUGCAAAAAAAAGUGGAAAAAAAAAAGUUAACAAAGGUCAUUUAACCCCUUCCCUAAUAAGUUUGAAUCACCCCCCUUUUCCCAUAUAAAAAAAAACUGCAAAUAAAAAUAAACAUAUGUGGUAUCGCCACGUGUGAAAAUGUCCGAACUAUAAAAAAUAUAUUGUUAAUUAAAUCGCACGGUCAAUGGCGUGCGCGCAAAAAAAUUCCAAAGUACGAAAUAGUGUAUUUUUGGUCACUUUUUCGAUCAUGAAUAAAAAGCGAUCAAAAAGUCAGAUCAAUACAAAAAUGGUACCGAUAAAAACUUCAGUACACGGCGCAAAAAAUGAGUCCUUAUACCGGCCCAUAUGCGGAAAAAUUAAAGGGUUGUAGGGGUUAGAAGAUGAGAAUUUUUAACAUAUAAAUUUUCCUGCAUGUAGUUAUGAUUUUUCUCCGAAGUACGACAAUAUCCAACCUAUAUAAGUAGGGUAUCAUUUUAACCGUAUGGACUUACAGAAUAAAGAUAAGGUGUAAUUUUUACCGAAAAAUGCUCUGCGUACAAACGGAAGCCCCCAAAAGUUACAAAAUGAAAUUUAUUUUUUUUCUUCAAUUUUGUCGCACAAUGAUUUUCGCCGUGGAUUUUUUUGUAAAAUGACUAAUGUAACUGCAAAGUAGAAUUGGUGGCGCAAAAACCCUACUCCCAAUGACUUCCGUGGGAGGCAGGGAACUGUGUAGGAAAGAAGUGGAAGUCCUUUUUUCUGUACAGUGUUCUGCUGCAGAUGCCAUUAAAAACAAUGAGAGCUUCAGGGCUAGAACUGCACUCGAGUCCAGAUUAUGACUGUUGAACUAAAGGUGGUGUGGUCUUGGGCAUGAAAAAAAAUCACACACGGUGUAAAUAAACACUUUUUUUGUGUAUGCAUGUUAUACCCAAAAUUGUGUAAUUGGGAGGUAUUAUAAGUACUGCUAUAUUAAGUACAGUUAUAAAUAUAUGCCCAGUUAUAAAUUUGAGCCCAAACUUAUAACAUGACCUGUGCAGUUUCUUCAUUGUAAUACUACAAAUAGAACCGUCAAUGUGUGCACGGUUGUGGCUGGUAUUGCAGCUUGAGAUGCCAUUAUUGCAGUAAAGGUGCCUCUUUUGUCCUGCUAAAUGCUGGGUCUCCCAGAAGUUUGGCCCCCAUCAACUGGACACUUAUAGUCUUUUCAAAGAACAAGUUAUCAAUGUUAAAUCCUAAUAAAAAAAAUAAAAA
This is a messenger RNA of Hyla sarda, 4758 nucleotides long. RefSeq names its product tripartite motif-containing protein 5-like. Gene Ontology annotation, molecular function: zinc ion binding. The record is from RefSeq and is a predicted model, not a curated record. Lineage: Eukaryota; Metazoa; Chordata; Amphibia; Anura; Hylidae. The transcript is spliced from 9 exons. The coding region runs from base 366 to 2210 and encodes 614 amino acids.